Molecule: messenger RNA, 627 nt
Organism: Ilex paraguariensis (yerba mate)
Lineage: Eukaryota; Viridiplantae; Streptophyta; Magnoliopsida; Aquifoliales; Aquifoliaceae
Source: the annotation of a GenBank genome assembly
AUGGAAUAUGACCAUGAAAUCACAAGUCAUGACAAUGGUAGAGAGAAGAAGAGAUUUAUGAUUGUUCGGCGAAGAAUGAACAAAAGGAGAAUGAUAAUGUGCAUAAGCAAGAAUGAUCUUCUUCCUCGCUAUGCAAGCAGUGGAAGCAAGCAAAAGUUCACAUCAUCAUCUCCUCCAUGCCAUGUGGUCUUCAAGUAUCUGGUGCCAUUACUAGCUGCCCUGGUCACCAUGCAGUAUCAAUCCAAAGGUAAGGAUCCAUUUGAAGCUCGGCCUAUCAAUAUGUGGUGCUUCUGUAUAGCCACAUCCAUCUACUGCCUCGCUAUGGGAAUAAGAAAUCAAAUUCAAACACCAAAAUACUUGCAAAUACUCUUAAGCCAUGUUAUUCUCGUAGCUGGAGUUCUUUCUUCGGUCUCACUAGGAUCGGUUAUCCUCCCACCACGCUUCCGUGGGCAGCUCAUUAUUUUUGCUGUAUUGGUAUUUUUACCAAUAAUAUUGGCUCGAAAUAUACUCAAGCGUGGAUAUGUUUGGAUCUACAAUGGAGUAACCAAUGUGGCUGCCCUCAUCAUCCCCAAUGUCGUCAUCGGAUGGAACGUGACUGCAGAGCCAAAUCCAUCUCAACCGGCGUAA